GGAAAAAUCGAAAUGGUGGACGUAUCGGGACGCAGGAUCCCGAGAGGAGACGAAGGACGAUAAACUGGGCAAGGGCCCAUCAUCCGUGACAUCGGUAUUAUCAAAUCAGGAACACGAUUAACCGCGAAUAUUGGUGUAAUAUUAAGGUGGACCGGCGACGACAGAACUGGCGCGGAAUUAUCAGUGACAGUGUCUCUUGUUUACUGAAGUGUCAAUCCGCCCGUAUUGUACGUGUGUUCUUUAGGUGCGAGAAAACAGAGGGACAGUGUGUGUCGAGUGCGCGAGAGCCACAGUUGCACGUAACGUUGUUUUUGAUGGCACGCUAACACAACGGUGCCCGGAAACGGCGAUAUAUUUCUCGGAUAAACGAUUCAGAGGAAAGAGAAUCGGGGGAUCGGGAACAGACGGCAGUGCAUUUACAGUGAAAAUUAUCAAGCCCACGGAAGCAUGUCCAAGUAUGUGAGAGCUUUAGUGAUCUAUAAGAAUGUGUCACAUCGAGCAUCUUGUUAUCAGCGAAGGAGAUAAGAUACUUCCUUAACGCACAAAAGUUUUAUAAUACAUACAAAUGCAAACACGACUGUAAUUCUUUGCAAUAAAUGUACUACAAUACUCAAAAGGCAUGAAAAUGUUUAUAAAGCAUUGAAAACCUUGGAUUAUUGUCUCAGCGGUAAAACUGAGUUAUUGCCUGCCAACAAUAGCACACCUACAUUCUUUCCACCUAUACAGUGAAUGUCAUGACAAAAUAUAAUGGCUGUCAGGAAAGUUUUGCUAGACAUUCAGUGUUGAAUAUGUGAUACUUGAAUUAAAACGCGUCAUUCUAUAAAUUCAAAAUACUCCAAGGGCUUAGGAACAAUAUCAACAAGGAUAUACAUAAAAUUGACUGAAUAUAUAAAAUUAGAAAAAAAGCAAAGAGAACUUUACUUACUCUAUUUUAUUAUACUGAAAAAGAAUGUAUAUGAUCGAAUGAUUAUAAUACUCUGUGGUAUUUUGUCCUAUUGAUUAAACAAUGAAGUUGAGAGGAAGCUUUAAAACAGAUUUGGAUAUAUUUUACUAUUUCUGUAAACUACAUAUUAAAAUGGAGAAAAAUUAAUAUUCACAAAUUUUUAUUUUGUUGAACCAAUUCAUAUGUAAGACUUGACGUGAUAUAUAUGUACAUAAAUAUGGUCAUUUUAGUUUAUGAGUAUUGAAUAAUUUUGAGUGCAUUUGACAAAAUUAAAUAAAAAUAAGUUAAUGUAAACAAUACCUGUAAAUAAGUCCAGUAAUCUGUAAGACUGUAACAGUGAACAUUUUUAAACAAAAUGUGUAAAAGUUAUUUUAAACGUUUGCAUCAGUGGGUGUACAUAAUUGAAAAACAAAAAGAAGAAGAAACAAUACAUUUGAAGUUCUGCAUGGAUGAUAGAGGACAAUUUUGUUAACCCUACUUAAAAUAAGGGUUAAAAAGAUGGACAGCUGUUGCUCAGGAGUGGUGCAAGUAUUUGUGGGUGAAUGGAGCCCAGACUAUGAAGCACUUUCAAUUAAAGCUACAAAACAAACUUCAUCAGCUGAGAUAGUAGAGUGCAUCAUUGAAAGACUUGGUUUAGUUGAUCCUAACAUUUCGAAUGGAUAUGAAUUAGCAGAAGUAGUAGGAAAUUCUGUUGGUCAAGAAUGUAAGGAAAGAAGACUUGGGCCAACUGAGUGCCCUGUAGCACUCAUGUUAUUAUGGCCCAAAAAUGCAGCGCAACAAGAAUACUAUAGGUUUUACUUACGAAAAAAGCAGCCAGAUUUAUGGUCGGAUAGUAGGUUUCCAAUGGAUCCACAGCUCCUGAAGGACUAUUUUAAUAGAUUCCUAUAUCAACCACGUGACAAAGAAUAUCCAGAUCUGUGUCAACUUCCAGACCUUAAUGAGCAAACGCUACUAGACAACCUCCGGGCUAGGUUUUUGGCUGGGAACAUAUAUACUUAUGUUGGCAGUAUUUUGAUUGCAUUAAAUCCAUUCAAAUUUUAUCCUAUCUACAAUCCAAAAUAUGUAAAACUCUAUCAAAAUAGAAGAUUGGGGCCAGAUAUACCUCCACACAUAUUUGCCAUAGCUGAUGCUGCUUAUCAUUGUAUGCUUAAGGAGAAAAGAAAUCAGUGUAUUGUAAUUAGUGGUGAGAGUGGAUCAGGUAAAACUGAAUCAACAAAUUUUCUACUGCACCAUUUAACAGCACUCAGUCAAAAAGGUUCACAUGGUAGUGGAGUUGAACAGACAAUACUUAGUGCUGGUCCUGUGUUAGAAGCAUUUGGUAAUGCAAAAACAGCACAUAAUAACAAUAGUAGUCGUUUUGGAAAAUUUAUUCAAGUGAACUAUAAGGAAAAUGGAAUGGUGCAUGGGGCUGUGGUGCAAAAAUACCUUCUGGAAAAGUCUAGAAUAGUCUCCCAAGGAAGAAACGAAAGAAAUUACCAUGUAUUCUAUUAUCUUUUGGCUGGAGCGAGUGAACAAGAAAAACAACUUCUGCAUUUAGAAAAGUGUGAUCGUUAUAAUUAUUUAAAUAAAAGUGGUUGUUAUGGGCUGGAAAAUAUCGAUGAGAGACAUGAAUUUUCAAGACUGAAACAAUCUAUGGAAAUGGUUGGAUUCACGCCAGAAAAACAGAGGCGAUUGUUCGCCGUUCUGUCAGCUGUUCUUCUACUCGGCAAUGUGGAAUUUCAACCUAGAAAAUCUUAUCAUCAUCACGAUGAAGCUGUAGGAGUUAAAAAUCCCGAAGUAGUAGCAUUAAUAUCUGAACUUCUUAGAGUUAAACAAGAGACUCUUUUGGCAGCGCUUACCGCGAAGCGUGCAAGAGCCUCUGGGGAAACUUUAGUUAUUAAUUAUAGGCUCCCAGAAGCAAUUGCAGCAAGAGAUGCCAUGGCUAAAUGUCUAUAUGGGGCUCUAUUUGAUUGGAUUGUUCUGCAGGUCAAUCAUGCAUUGCUUUCAAAGAAAGAUACUCUCAGAGAUCAUCAAGGAAAUAGUAUUGGUGUGCUAGAUAUUUUUGGUUUUGAAGAUUUCAAAACGUGCAAUAGCUUUGAACAGUUGUGUAUAAACUAUGCAAAUGAACAAUUACAACACUAUUUCAAUCAACAUGUUUUUCAAUAUGAGCAACGAGAGUAUAGGAAACAAGGAAUUAGAUGGACAGAUAUAGGAUAUAGUGACAAUUCAGGUUGUUUAAAUUUAAUAGAAGGAAAACCAAACGGUCUUCUUUGUCUUCUAGAUGAUCAGUGCAAUUUUCCGGGCGCAACGAACGAGACAUUAUUACAAAAAUUUAAUUCAGUACAUAAAGACAAUCGGUUUUAUGAAGCACCACAGCGACGAGAAGCAGCAUUCGUUGUACGACAUUAUGCAGGAGCUGUUAAAUAUCAAGCUUCUAAUAUGAGAGAAAAAAACCUGGAUUUAAUGCGACCUGAUGGUGUGGUUGGCGUACUGAAAAAUUCUUCCCUCGCUUUUGUUCGAGAAUUAGUGGGUGCAGAUCCUGUUGCAGUAUUUAGAUGGGCGAUACUCCGUGCAUUCUUUCGUGCUCAUUUUGCUUUUCAAGAAGCUGGUCGGGUUCACAGACAUGGUCGAGUUGACGGUACAAAAACAUCUGUACAAAACAGGUAUAGGACACCGAACGAGAAUUUGAUAAGUUCGCACAAACAUAAUCGUCCACCAAGUUAUCAGAAGCAGCGCAGUGUCUGUAUACCAUCAACAAUACCCACUACCACAUUAUCUUCUAUACAACUCGAAAACAACGACAAUGUAAACAACAACCGAUUGUCGUGGCCACAAUUCCGAAACAUUAAUCAAACGCAACACCCGUCCAAUGUGACCAUGAUGAAGGGUUACUUAAUAAGGGGCAGGGAAGACCAGCCUCAUAGUAAUAAUAAACUCAGACGAGAUACUCAUACUCCGCUAGAGAGGGUGCUUCCAAAAGACGAAGCAAACGUCAUGGAACGCGCUAAUCAGAUAGUCAUGAAAAACAAAUCAUUUCGACCAAGAGAACGUGGCAAGAAGGGUCUAAAAAAUCUUCAGACUGUAAAAACUCUUGCGGGUAGGACACAGAGUUAUGGAACUGGACCCGGGAAAGCAAGAAAACAGCCAAUGACAGUGUCUGCACAGUUUCAACAAAGUUUACAUAGUCUUAUGGAUACUUUAAAUCAAGCGAACCCUUUUUUCAUCAGAUGCAUUAAAAGUAAUGCAAACAAAGUACCAAAUGAAUUUGACGAAGAAACUGUGCAACGACAAUUAAGAUACACAGGAAUGUUAGAGACAGUACGAAUUAGACAAGCCGGAUUUAAUGUUCGAUUAACGUACGAAGAAUUUAUUCAAUUGUACAGAAUGUUAUUACCGAAGGGCCUGUUAAGUUCACAAUCUGACGUUAGAGAUUUCUUGUUGACAUUGAAUCUUAAUAGAGACAAUUAUCAGCUUGGAACGACUAAGGUCUUCUUAAGGGAAUCAGAAAAAAUUAAAUUGGAUAGAGAACUCCACCAGCAAAUCAUCACAAGUAUUACAACUAUACAAAAGUGGUUCCGUGCUUGUCUAGAGAGGAGAAAGUUCCUGAGAUUGAAAAAUGCUGUCAUACAAAUAGAGUCUUUCUGGAGAAUGAUCAUUGCUCAAAGGCUUGUUGCUCAAUCUCUACGUGCUAGGAUUGAUGCUGCUAUUCACAUACAAUCCGCUUGGAGAGCGUACAAACAACACACGUGGUUUAAAAAGCUCAGGUCUUGUAUGAUUACGUUUCAAGCUCACGUCAGAGGGAACAAUGCGAGAAAAGCUUUUGCUGAGCUGAAGAAACGCAAGAACAUACUCGUUGAUAAAAUUGGAGAAUAUAAAGAAACUCCAGAUCAAAGGGAACUUUUGUAUGAUACCAAUAAAGUGUACUCAAAGCUCAGGAGCAGUGAAGAGUCACUUACAGAAGACCAUGCAUUAUUGGAUUUCAAUACGAUUCGAAAAGUGGAGUCGCAAAAUCGUUUCAUUCCAGCAAGAACGGACGCUAUAGCAAGGGACAGCACCAUGGACACAAACAUGACGUACUCCAAACGGAAACUUGGACGAAACACGAGAAUGCUGUACGAAUCCAAUACAAUACUAAAGAACACAGAACCCUAUUCUUCCGAAGAAUUCAACGAACGUAAAAGCAGUUUGGAGAGCUUGACUAGUUUAAGGAGUUACGAAUCUCAAGUUAGCGUGAACAGCUCCGAGUCUCAAGAAAAUUACUGCAAACCUGUACCAAGCACUAGAACGAAACGUGGUGAUCAUUCCCCUGGGGUGACAGUGAACACGAACUUAGUACACGCAUCGAGUCAACUGUCAUCGGUCAGCAAACGAGCGGACAGUUCGUCGACGGGGUACAGUGAUGGUGAGACCGACACGGAAAUUCCGAGUGCAGUGCAAAGUGCUCCGCCGGUCUUCAACGCUGCUCCACCGUUCCCGAAUCCGCGAGACGUUAAAUUCCAUCAAUCGAACAUCAAUUUAACUCACAGCCCGAAUUCUGACAUUUGGCGUCGCAGAGCAGACUUCUCAUCCAUCAACUACAGUGACUAUCCAUUGUCUGGCUCUCAGAAGACAACGCUGACGCGUUCACCGAAUGUCACGCAGUAUAAAAACACAGUGGACAACACGCACGAACAGACGCAACAUGAAAAGCCGAACGAGGCGUCGAAUUACAACGUCAAACUGGACGCAAACGAGCGUUUCGUUCAUAUGGAGAGCACAGCGAUCAGCAGAGACCAGCGUCGACUCAGCGACAACAGUAUGUCUAGCGAGAAAUUGGACAGCGUCUCGGCAUCACCGAUUAGACGAGAUCAAGGAUACGGCCACGGAAAAGAUCUCAAAGAUUUCAGCUACUUGAGGCGACAAAAUUCAGAAGGAGACACAUCCAUGAAGUUGGAUUCCGUUAACGAUGAAAACACUUUGAAGAGUUCCCUGUUCAGAGGAACGUCGCCUAAAGAAAAAAAUUCGAGACCCAAGGAGAAGUCCGAGCCUGAUGUGCCGGUUAGAAGCGCGAGAAGAAACCGGGCGCCCCGAGAAUUCCAUUGUUGGUCCAUGGGUGAGAGCGUGUCCGAUCCUAAUAGCGGGGAAACGAAGAGUCUCUUCUUGGGCACGAUUAAGGAGAGCGACUUAAACAAGUCGGCAAACGUAUGGACCCACAAGGACAGUCCGCGCGAGACUCCAUCGAGAACGGUGACGGACUGGCCUGUUAACAAAACGGAAUCGGCAUCAAAGACCCAGCAGCCUGGUAAGCGUAUGAGAUCUAACGCUAUAACGACUUUAGAGCUUAGAAGAAGGAACUCCGACCCAGCCACGAAGAUAUCAGGUUUGAGCGAGGAUAAAGCCGGCAUCGAUACGAGUCCAAACGACUUGAAACUCGCUCCUGGGAUGAAUCUCUUAGAAUGGAAGGGUAAUCUGUUCACAUUGGCCGGGCAUCGGUUCAGGAAGGUCGGUAGGUUCGCGAAGGAUGACGUUUGCGUUUGCUGCCACGAGAAGAUGGACGCGUUUGUUACGCAAGGGUACAAGUGUCUUGAAUGUAAACAAUUGUACCAUGUGAAAUGUAUUCAGAAUGGAGGCGUGUUGAAGAUGCCGUGUCUCCUGACGAACACGCCUGGUAGGCGGAAAAACAGGAAGCCGCCUCGAACGCCGUACGAUGCGACAAAGCAAACGGUUGCGUCGAAAUUCAGCUUGACCGGCACCUCCGCUUUCUCGGAUAGUACGGAUAAAAUCAUAUCGGAUGCAAAAGAACUGGCGUUGAUGCAAGAGUUCAUCACUAAGAAGAUUUACAUAAUGGAGGGUCAAGAAGAGGGCAGGAAACCCAGCGAGGUGGACCGGGUAUUCAAACAGGCUCUUCGCAAGUUCAAGGACGACCUGGUGAUCACUUACAGCGUUGCUGUUCAGCAGGGUGUCGAAGGCAACAUCAAGUACACUGACCUGAUCGCGAACUUUUUGCAUGUGAUGGAAACAGUGUGCAAGCAGGAAAAUACCAGCGAAGACUUUCCUGUGACGAUGGGGGUAAAUGCCUUCCGCGGUUUCAUGAACGAGUUCAUGACACUAGUCAAAACCGAAGCUCCGGAGAAACAAAGUAAAAGCAAGCGGAAAAAAGAAAAGAAACGGAAGCAAGAGGAACCGACUCGGCACGGCAAUCACAUGUUCCAGCUGACCAUCAUAAAUAUACCCACCGCAUGCGAAGUUUGCACCUCCUUCUUCAUGUGGCCUAUUGAACGAGGACUCGUUUGUCAAAAUUGCAAGCUGACGUGUCACAAGAAGUGCUACAUGAAAGCGUCCGCGGAGUGUGGCAAGGACGGGUCGCUGCACGAAAUGAACUCGCGGAAGGUAUUUGGCGUGCAACUAUACAAAUUGGACUGCGGAGACGGUAAGGUGCCACUAGUGGUCGACCGAUUGAUUACUACGAUAGAGAUGCACGGUCUCUACACGGAGGGUAUAUACCGGAAGAGCGGCGUCAGCUCAAAGGUGAAGGAACUAAAGCAGAAGAUGGACGAGGGCGAUCUGGAGAAGGUGGAUUUCGAGAAUUACCAGGUGCAUGUGCUCGCGGCAGUGUUGAAGAGCUUCUUUCGCGACAUGCCGGAACCUCUAUUGACCUUCGAGUAUUACGACGACUUCUUGCACGCCGCAAACCUGACUGAUCCUCAGGACCGGAUCAGCACAUUGUUUGCCAUACUGAAGAAAUUGCCGAAACCCAACUUCGACCUGAUGGAACGUUUGAUCGUCCACCUGGCGAGGGUGGCGCUCCACGAGGUCGACAAUCGGAUGUCCCCGUCUGCUUUAGCGAUAGUUUUCGCGCCAUGCAUCCUGCGUACCAACAGGACGCUGCCCGCUCAAGACUCGCUGCAAGACGUCGGAAGGCAAACCUGUUGCGUCGAGACAAUCGUGCAAGAGAAGCUGAGGGUUGUGCGUGCCACCCUGGCCGAUAUAAACACUCUCGAAUCUGCUUGUCACACGGCCACCCAUCGUUUGUCCAGCCUGCGAUCCUCGAAGAUCUUCAGCCCAGAAGAACUGAAUGCAGCGGUCUCAAACGCGGCCGCGAGAGGCGGCACCGCGGAUCGGGACAGGGACCGGGGCGACGAAGAGGAAGCGCUUCUUGUCGACCACAUACAGGAAAUCGAGGAGGAGAAAGCGCUGUUAACCUCGAACCUUCUCAGCCUAACGAGAGAUUCCUCGGACGACGACCUACACCCCUCUGCCACAGAUCUGGAUGAUGGGUCUCUCGACGAUCUGCGUCCAUCCUCCCCCGACGGUCUAGAAAGGAAGAAACUGAUCCAGAGGCAGAGCUCCGACGAAGACAUGGUAAUGGUAUGAUCAUCGACGGGGGGACGUUACCACGACGGAUGAUCGAUACGUGUAGCAACAUGACACGCGCUGUGAAGCGUCGGACUGACGGCAGCGAAUCGACGAGUCUUCACUUCUGGUCUCAUCGGCGAGCCGCUAGUAAUUUAAACUAAGUAGUUAAAAGAGAAACAAAAAGCAAAGAAAACAAGAAAACACGACAUUAGGUAGGUCUAGUAAUUUGUUCCACGCGAAGUUAAGCUGAUAAUUUGAUCAAAACGUACAUGUAUAUGUAUAUAUGUAUACAUAUAUAUGUAUACACGAUUACACACACACAAAUAUAUAUACAUAUAUAUAUAUUUUUUUUCACUCUGUCGCAAAGCUUUCAGAGAUUUUCAAUGAACGAUUUAACAAAUUACGCGCGCGCGAGUUGAAGGGAGUGUGGUUAGCUUCCCUCGAAGGAAAAGGAAAUAACAGGAUAAGAACAGGAAGUAGAGACGAAGAAUAAAGAAGAAGGGGAAAGGGCGUGCUAAAAGUUCAUUUUAUAAAUCUAUUUUUCUCUCGAGAACGCAUUCCUCUCUUCGAUCCGAAGACUGUCCAAUCAGGCUGCAUACACAUAUGCGUAGGUGUUUAGACCCGCGAUCCAUUCGGACGCGCUUUAAUUGUGGCUCCGCGCCCAAUUUUCUUUCGGUCCGUCGUUGCCGUACGCGCGUAUUACUCGUUUCUCACGAAGGAGAAACCGUGUUGGUUGCCUCGCUGAGGAAGCGACGCGGAGAACGACGAUUCCAUUCGUUGCAUUGUUACGAGCGUUUUAGUCGCGUCUCGAUUCUCGUUCUUCCCGCGUGUUUCCCCCUUUUUUAUUUUUCCUUUUUCUCUCGACUCAAUUCGUUUUCUAAGGGGACGACGUUCGUUCUUGUUCGUCUAUCCGCUGUUUUACAGAUUUUAUAGACUGUUGCGUGAAUCUUAAACGAAGUCAAACACUCGCACACAACACACACACGCACACAUACACACACGUAGAGACGUGAGAAUACGCUGAGUGAGCGUGGUCCUUUUCCCCUUAUCGAUAAAGUGGGGAGCGUGUGCCGCUUCGUUCGACAAUCACCGAUCUCGGACGCGAGGGCGUUCGGUGUCUUUCCGUUCCAGCAGGAUUCGAGAACGCACGCGGCGCCGAGACUAUUGCCGUGAAGUAUAAAAGAGUCUCUCUCCUGCGGGAGAGAGGUUUCGUUCGCAUGGUGAUAGCUCGUCGUCGACGGUCAUCGGAGUCUCUGGUCUCUCCCAAGCGGUUUCCAGCUUCCACGUGGCGUGAAGAGAGGAAACGGACGGGAAAUAGAGUUAGCUAGAUGGUGGAGAGGAGGAAAGGGAAAAGGAAACGAGGGGGGAAAGAGGAAACCAAAACUGUAGCUUUGUACAUAUUAUAUAUUAAUGAUCAUCUCGUGAGAAUCUGUUAUUAUUGUUAACUCUUCGCGAGAGACGUUACCAAGAUUUAUAUUUCUACUAUUGUCGAUAUAUUUCUUCGCGUAGGGCUUUACACACACGUCUGUUUGUCGUGAUAAUAUAUACAUACAUAUAUACAUACAUACACGCGCAUACACACAGGGACUGCCAAUUUUUUCGUUCGUCCUCACUCAAAUCUAUUCUCUAACUUUCUUUUCUUCUCUCUUACUGUCUCAUUUCCAUGUGUAAUUUCUUCUUUUUUUAAUUGUUUAUUUAGGCUAUAUAUUAUAUAGUUUCAUGCAGAGACUCCCCUUUGUACCGUACGAACGUGUCCGCGAACAAGUAUGUGCAAGGAAACGUGUACACCGACGAAGACAUUUAUAAAUAUAUAUAUGUACGAGUACUUACGUGUAUAUACAGAGAUUUUGCGCGCACAGAACUGAGCAGACGGUUUUUUUUAAACUUGAGAUUUAUCGCAAUUUCGUUUUAGUUCCACUGUCGUCCGAUGCCCUUUUUUUUCUUUCUUUUCGAUUUUCUCCUCUUUUUCUGUUUUUCGUAGUUUCCCACUUUCUUUUAUACUCGUGUCUUCCAACAGUUUUUAAUUCACCGUAGCGGUCGACUCUUCUCCUUUUUGUUUCAUGAAGUUCUCGCAUUUCGAGGCGGAGCCGAACGGCUUAAUAAUCCACAAAAGUUUGCGGUCGAAUAAAAGAAUUCGAACGAGCCCGUAUUAGAAUGAGAAAUUUCGGAAUUCGCGGCUUUCCGGAUUUCCUUCUCUUAUUUUCCGAUUUCAUUCUUCCCUUUCGUUUUAAUAUGCUGCUUAGCGCGCCGCGAUUAUUAAAUGUAAUUUUAUCUCGUGCCGACAGUCGCGUUUAAUACAAUUCCUGAUAAAGUCCACCGCAAGGGCGAAAUCCUUUCGCGGUCUUAUUCGAACCGCGUACUGCGUACAUUUUAACCGCAUCGUGAAUCAUAUCAAUUCCACAAUUUCACAACUUACCGGCGUGCAAUUUAGAAAAAGGCCUCACGUUUUCUUUUAAUCUUUCUUCUACUUUAUUUCCCGCCCUUCUUUUCUUUUUCCUGUGCCUUGAAUUUCUUAAUUGCCGUUGGAAGUCACUGCUUCCGGGGAGAUCAUUUUCAAUGUAUUUUCAUUCAUCGCUAAUGACCUUUGCAUCCGGAAAAGCGCUUAAUUAAGUCUCGCGUGGCGAGCUUUUCGACCGACAAUUCUCUCUAACAUCCAUUCGUCCUCUAUUUAUGUUUAGGAUUCGCGUUCUUCUUGUUUGUUUCGUUUAUUUUAUUGUUUUUCAUUUUAUUUCACGCACGGCCGUUCGAAUUCUUCUUUCAGUUCUUGCCGACGCAUUUCGUGUUUCGCGGAAGAAAACGAUUGAGCCACUGUUUUUCACACGGCUGGUCUCCUUUACGCGAAAAGGAGAAGAAUCUUUCCGCCGUUAUGUUGCAAGCUGUACGAAUUUCUUUUACUGGCGCGUAAUCGAACAAUUCGAAACGGUCGAAUCAAAUUCUAUUCGCGUUGAGUUACGUGACUGGGUCGCGCGUGACUUUUACCCAACUAACUUAGGUUUAAGCCGGGAAAAAUUCGGAAAAGGGCGCACGGCACGUUCUCCCAAAGCGUUUCUAUUCUUCUUUCUAUCGACUCGCGAAGUCUGUGCACUGGGUGUCCCGUUUUUUAACGAUCCGCGACGGCGUUUCCGCGCCCGUACGUGAUGAACAUUGAAAAGUUUCGAACAAAGAAAUCCAUGGACUCGUUACUAUUUAGUUGUAGAGAAAGAAACGGACGCGUUGAUAAGGAUUCUGAGUACUGAAGGCUUUUAUAUUUCUUUAUUGAAAACGGAUGGAUCAUCCUUUUAUACUUCACAAAAUAUUUGAACUUGAACCUCUUUAGCACUACAAAGUUCAUUAUGCUUCAGAGAGAAAUUUUCAAUUGCAAUUUUUUUGGUUUUAUAUUUCUCAUCGAAUCUUCCGUUUUCAAUUCAAUACAAAUUUCAAUGU
Molecule: messenger RNA, 11680 nt
Organism: Nomia melanderi (Alkali bee)
Lineage: Eukaryota; Metazoa; Arthropoda; Insecta; Hymenoptera; Halictidae
Product: unconventional myosin-IXa
Biological process (GO): intracellular signal transduction
Cellular component (GO): myosin complex; actin filament
Molecular function (GO): actin filament binding; microfilament motor activity; ATP binding
Source: RefSeq, a predicted model, not a curated record